AUGAAGACAGAUCCUAUCGAAACACAGUUGCUCAUUAGAACUCUUGACCCCACAAAAAGCCGGCCUUAUCAAUCCAGCAAGAGACAAACCGAUAGCGGGGCUACAUUCGGAACAACCCCACAACCAAAACCAAGCACCGUCGUGGUUGAACCGGGGGACAUUGCCCCCGACUUUACAUACCAGGAUGCCAUCAAGGACAUCAAGAUCAGCACGUUCCCGGGGUACCAUCUGCCUCACGUGUGGCUCGCCGCCGACGGUCAGACGCGGAAGAUCUCGUCGCUAGAUCUCUGCGGCCGGGGCGCGUUCACACUCCUCACCGGCAUCGGCGGAGCGGCGUGGAUCAAGGCGGCCCAGGACUACUCCUCCGCAGACAAGGUACAGAUUAGGGGCUACGCGGUGGGGGUGGGAUGUGAUUAUAUGGACUGCUACCGAGACUGGCAGCGGACACGAGGAGUCUCCGAGACCGGGGUAGUGUUGGUUCGGCCUGAUCACUUUGUGGCCUGGAGGUGCCAGGAGUUGGUCGAAGAUCCUGUCCAGAAAAUACACUCGGUGAUGCAGAGGAUUCUGGGGCAAUGA
Messenger RNA from Aspergillus campestris IBT 28561, 576 nucleotides. RefSeq lists its product as uncharacterized. The transcript has 3 exons. Lineage: Eukaryota; Fungi; Ascomycota; Eurotiomycetes; Eurotiales; Aspergillaceae. Bases 1 to 576 code for a protein of 191 amino acids. The record is from RefSeq and is a predicted model, not a curated record.